Messenger RNA from Limanda limanda (common dab), 1107 nucleotides. It is a transcript of the gene fam131ab, whose product is annotated as family with sequence similarity 131 member Ab. The transcript is spliced from 5 exons. The record is from RefSeq and is a predicted model, not a curated record. NCBI's taxonomy places the organism in Eukaryota, Metazoa, Chordata, Actinopteri, Pleuronectiformes, Pleuronectidae. Bases 1 to 1107 code for a protein of 368 amino acids.
AUGGUUCUGACCGCGCUGAGCCAGUUUAGUUGCAAGGUGAAUGUUGAUGACACCAUUGAAAUGUUACCAAAAUCAAGAAGAGCUCUUACCAUCCAGGAGAUUGCUGCAUUAGCACGAUCCUCCCUGCAUGGUAUUUCCCAGGUAGUGAAAGACCAUGUGACGAAGCCGACGGCGAUGGCACAGGGCAGAGUGGCCCACCUGAUAGAAUGGAAAGGCUGGUGUAGGCCUACAGACACUCCAGCAGCCCCGGAAACAGACCUCAACUCUUACUCUGACCUCACCGAGGGAGAGCAGGAGGCUCGCUUUGCUGCCGGUGUAGCGGAGCAGUUUGCCAUCGCCGAGGCUAAGUUGAGGGCCUGGUCCUCUUUGGACGGUGACGAGUCCAACGAUGACUCAUAUGAUGAAGACUUUCUGCCUGCCAAUGAGCCAACCACACAAAGCACAGAUGUUCCAUCAUGUCCUCCCUACCUGAAGGACCUGAUCCACAGCCAGCUCUGCCAACACCUGGGCCUGCGAGGACCCUGCUGUGAGGGUGGAGGCGGAGGUGGAGAGGGAGGUAGAGAGGGAGGUGGCAGCGGAGAGCCCUCCCCCCCGGCGGGCUCCCCGGACACCCUGUGCUCCAGCCUCUGCAGCCUGGACGAGCACCACCCGCUGCUGCGCGACCUGGGCGGCCACAGCUGCACUCACUCCCACAGCAACGUCACGGAGCUCGUGGCAAAGAUCCUGUCGGCGCUGCAGGGGGGGGAGGAGCUGUUGGCCCGACUUCAGAGGGUGGGGCAGAGCGGGCUUUCUGGGGGGGACUGUGUCUUCCAAAGCCUGGGUGGGGGAGGGCGAGGCAUCAGGCCAUGCGGAGGUCAGGACUCUCCUUGCAUGUCCAUGUCUUACUCUGAGACGUACCUGUCCCCCGGCGAGGAGGACGACACCCCCUGCAAGGACUACGAGGGCACCCUGUGCCAGGUGGAGGCGGAGGGAGACAGGGUGGAGUACCCGCCGGACUAUGACCUUCGCAGGAGGGUCUCUGACGUGGCCUCCUCUGGUGUGGUGUCGCUGGACGAGGAGGAUAUAGAGGAGGAGGAGGAGAGGGCAGGAGAGCCAAACAACCAAUGA